Messenger RNA from Pelobates fuscus (common spadefoot toad), 1017 nucleotides. Its product is annotated as trace amine-associated receptor 3-like. Gene Ontology annotation, cellular component: membrane. Lineage: Eukaryota; Metazoa; Chordata; Amphibia; Anura; Pelobatidae. Gene Ontology annotation, molecular function: trace-amine receptor activity. The transcript has a single exon. Gene Ontology annotation, biological process: G protein-coupled receptor signaling pathway. The coding region runs from base 1 to 1017 and encodes 338 amino acids. The record is from RefSeq and is a predicted model, not a curated record.
AUGGAUAUUAUAAUGAAUCCCAUUUGUGCGCAGUAUAACAAUUCUUCGUUACCUUGUUCUGACAAAAGACCUGUUGGGGUGCGCUUGGGGCUAUAUAUGUUUUUGACUUGUUCCAUCACAAUUACAAUCAUUGGGAACCUUGGCCUAAUUAUUUCUAUAGCUCAUUUUAAACAACUCCAUUCUCCAACUAACUUUCUUAUUCUGUCUUUGGCCGUUGCGGAUAUGUCUCUUGGAUUAUUUAUAAUGCCAUACAGCAUGCUACGAACUGUGGAAAACUGUUGGUACUUUGGAAGUUUAUUUUGCAAGAUACAUUAUGGCUGUGACCUUAUGCUUAGUGUAGUUUCUAUCUUUCAUCUCUGUACAAUUGCAAUUGAUCGUUUUUACGCUGUAUGUGACCCACUCCACUAUCACACUAAAAUCACCGUCGCCAUCAUUAAAAAGACGAUCUUUUUUUGUUGGUCAGCGCCAGUGGCAUUUUCUUUUGGAGUGGUUGCAACAAACAUGCAUGCAUCAGGCGUCGAAGGGUAUGAGAUUUUAGUAAAGUGUUUCAGUUUAUGCCCAAUCACAUUUAACAAAUUGUGGUCGUUUGUCGUAUUCUUUACAUGCUUCUUUGCCCCAGGCUCAGUAAUGGCUGGCAUUUACAUCAAGAUCUUUCUAGUGUCUCAGAGACACGUGAAACUCUUACAAAAGAUUUCUGGUAAUAUGAGUGACGUAUCGUCUGCUAUCUCUAAGAAAGAAGAUCGUAAGGCUGCCAAGAAAUUAGGCAUACUAAUGUGUGUGUUCCUAGCUUGUUGGCUGCCACUGUUUCUUACAUUUCUAAUAGAUCAAUUUUCAAACUUUUCUACCCCUGGAACAGUGUUUGAAGUUUUGAAUUGGUUUAGCUAUAUCAACUCAACAUGUAAUCCCAUACUAUAUGGUUUUCUCUAUCCGUGGUUUCGAAAAGCAAUGAAGCAUUUCAUUUCAGGUCAAAUUUGUUUCAAUGAUUCUAGUACAAUUGACUUAUUUCGACAAGGAUAG